AAAACAUCCUGGCAGCGCUCGGCCGUUAGUGACGCUGCGGCCGGAGGAGGAAGUGGAUCUCUGCGGUUCAGCUGCUCCACAGUUACAACACACCGAGCUUCAGGGGCACGAGCUGCACGAGCUGCACCACCUGCACCACCAUGUCCGAGGGAGACAACAAGAGCGCCAACAUGCUGGCUCAGGAAACCGCCCAGCUGGAGGAGCAGCUGCAGGGCUGGGGUGAGGUGAUCCUCGCCGGGGACCGAGUGGUGCGCUGGGAGAAGCCCUGGUUCCCUGGAGUCCUGAUGGGCGCUACCACCUUGCUCUUCCUGAUGAUUUACUACCUGGAUCCAUCAGUGCUGACUGGGCUGUCCUGCACCGUCAUGUUGCUCUGCCUGGCGGAUUAUCUGGUGCCCACCCUCGCUCCCAGAGUCUUCGGCUCCAAUAAGUGGACCUCUGAGCAGCAGCAGCGUUUCCAUGAGAUCUGUGGAAACCUGGUGAAGACCCAGCGUCGGGUCGUGGGCUGGUGGAAGCGUCUGUGCGCCCUCAAGGAGGAGAAGCCCAAAAUGUACUUUGCCUCCGUGAUCAGCAGCCUGCUGGCAGUGGCCUGGAUCGGACAGCAGGUGCACAACCUGUUCCUCACCUACCUGAUUGUGAACUUCCUGCUGCUGCUGCCCGGCCUCAACCAGCACGGCGUCAUCUCGAAGUACACCGCCAUGGCCAAGAGGGAGAUCAACAAGCUGCUCAAACAGAAGGAGAAGAAGAACGAGUGAACGGAAGAGUGGACGAAGAGGGGAUUCUCUGAAAGAUGAAUAAGACACAAAGUGGAAGGAAGUUUUGAGAAAGGGCCUCCUUUGUUCACGUCUCUGCCACAGAGCGAGACACUUUUUUUUUUUUUUUUUUCUUCAUGUGCUGAAUAAGUUUCACUUCUCUCUCUCUCUCACUAUUUGACAUUUCAUCACAUUUUAUUUUCUCAUGAAUUUUCCAUGCAUGCAGCCACAUGACGGUUCUGACACAAGUUUAUCUAAAGCACUGAAACAUUCUGCAGCACGUUACACACACACACACACACACACACACAGUUUAAAUCCUCCUCCUGUCUCUUAUUUUAAACGUGCUUUGUUUUAAGAUGUUAGUGAUGCUUUUAAGCCAUUCCCUCUUCAUGGACUAAGUGACUACUGAGCAGUUUUUGUAGCAUUACUGCAUCAUAUUCUCCGAUUCUUCACACUAGAGUUUUUUUUCUCAGGACAGUUUUUGUCAGAUGAGAACAGGUCAUUAGUGUUUUUUGCUUUAUUUGUAUUUAACUUGGCACUAAAACAGAACUGGAUUUAAAGCUGAGCUCAUCAGGAGCUCAACCGUGUCUAGAUGCAGACAUACUGCUGCUAGCUGGACUCUGGUCUAUUAGCUCUUAUAUAAAACCACACAGUGUGUUACUGGUGUGGGCUGUUUCUGUGUAAAUAGACCUAUCCCUCCCCCCGUCCCUGUCAGUCAACCUUUUCUCUAUUCUCGUUAUUUAUGUGUUAUUUCCUCUUCAGUCUGAUCACUGUCUGUCAGCUCAUUUCAUUAUUUGUCUUUAUUGGAGAUCUUAUGAAAACGAUUAAAGUUUGAUUUAAGUGAAAA
Molecule: messenger RNA, 1599 nt
Organism: Hippoglossus stenolepis (Pacific halibut)
Lineage: Eukaryota; Metazoa; Chordata; Actinopteri; Pleuronectiformes; Pleuronectidae
Gene: arl6ip1
Product: ADP-ribosylation factor-like 6 interacting protein 1
Exons: 6
Coding region: 141-752 (203 amino acids)
Source: RefSeq, a predicted model, not a curated record